UUGUACACUUCACCCUACAUAAAACAAAAACCCCAUAUACUCUAGAUACUCAACUACUGAUACCCUGUUAGCAAAUAGCCACACAUAGACACUACCCCACAUUGGCACCAUGAUAUAUCUACAGAGUUGCUGCUGCUGCGUGGAUCUGCGAAUCGGAACCAUAGCAAUCGGAAUUCUGCACAUUAUAGCGGAUAUCCUUGGAGGCACCUUUGUUGCCUUAUUCGGGGAGUCGGGUAUUCCCGAUUUGGGACACACCCUCUUCAUUAUCUUCGUGAUGCUGCACAUACUGAGCUGCGUUUUCCUGAUCAUCGGCAGUAUACGGUUACGGAGCAGCUGGAUGCUCUUCUACAUACUAAUGACUAUGAUCAUGGCGGUAGCAAUGCUCAUAUUGAUAGUAUCCGACGUCAUACUCGUCGUUUGGUUCUGGGUAAUGAUCACGUAUGGUAUAAUGUUCUUUGUAUGCCUUUAUUUCUGGCUAGUGGCGUACUCCUUUUACGCCGCCUUGGGAGGACCUCUCUUCAUCUGAAUGCGAUCCUUUGCAAAGUAAUAAAUUGUACUGU
Drosophila sechellia is the source of this 560-nucleotide messenger RNA. RefSeq lists its product as uncharacterized. The record is from RefSeq and is a predicted model, not a curated record. The coding region runs from base 110 to 526 and encodes 138 amino acids. Lineage: Eukaryota; Metazoa; Arthropoda; Insecta; Diptera; Drosophilidae. The transcript is spliced from 4 exons.